Messenger RNA from Fonticula alba, 4209 nucleotides. RefSeq lists its product as hypothetical. The transcript has 5 exons. Gene Ontology annotation, biological process: adenylate cyclase-activating G protein-coupled receptor signaling pathway; intracellular signal transduction; cyclic nucleotide biosynthetic process. Lineage: Eukaryota; Rotosphaerida; Fonticulaceae. Bases 1 to 4209 code for a protein of 1402 amino acids. Gene Ontology annotation, molecular function: adenylate cyclase activity. The record is from RefSeq and is a predicted model, not a curated record.
AUGUCCCCGGCGCGUGUGGCCCGGUCUCUCGACCGUGGCGUUGCCCGGCGCGAUGGCCUGGCUAGGAACGAGUGGUGGAUCCGACGAUCGGCCUUCCGCAAGGCGCGCGAGAUCCAGCUGGUCAACCAGAAAUCCGAGCUCCUCCUGGAGAUGCUACUGCCGAAGUACAUCCGUCGCAAGAUCAGCGAGACACCCAACCUGCGAAGCAUCGCCGAGUCCUUUCCCCAUGUGGCGGUCAUCUUCCUCAGUGUCACAAACUUCCGGCACUCCAGCAUGGAGAGCGCCAACUGGAUCGAGAUGCUCAACGAGCUGGCCGUCGUCUUCGACGAGGUCAUGAGCAUGUACGGCGCGCUGAAGAUCAAGUUCGGCGGGGCCACCUGGCUGGCCAUCGCCGGUGGCCCGGCCGACCUGGACCCCAAGCUGGAGUACCCGCCGCUGCCGCUGGCCCUCUACUCCAGCGGCAUCGGCCGCGGCGGGACCAGCAUCAAUGUUCGCCGGCGCAUUGCCGAUCUCUUUGCCCAGUGCGACGAUGACUUCGAGGAUUUGGACUGGGCCCUGGCCGCGGCGGCGGCCAUGGCCCGCGAGACGGCCGCCUCGAGCAAGCAUCGCCAGGCCGGGCUGGCCGAGGGCCCGGCUCCGGAGGGGCUGCUGCUCGAGGCGGCCGGCACCGGCGGCCGCCAGACCCCCGGGGCUUCCAACGGCCUGACCGUCCUGUCGCCCAAUGGCCUGGCCGGCCAGGCGGUCACCUUCCCCGGGGCGGCCCGGGCCAGCCAGGCCGGGGACGUGGCCCCGCGAGUGGCCCGCGACACCGACCAACUGGCGCAGGCCCUCCAACGGGCCGGGUCGGCCAUCCUGGAGACCGUCAGCCUCAGCCCGACGCACUCGGCCGACCUGGAGUGGGCGCGCCAAUCGGCGCACUCCUUCGGCGCCGGGGGCAUGGGCCACCACGGCGCGGGCCCCGGGGCGGCCGGGGCGCUGGCCGGCCGGAUGGACCGGCCGGCCGGGCCGGCCGGCGCCAGCAGCGCCGGGCGCCGGCUCCUGUCGGCCGGGCUCGGCCUCGACCUCGGCCCGCCCUCGGACUUGUCUCUGGCCACCAGCCACCCGGACAGCCUCCGGGCCGUGGUGUCCGACACCGAGCUCGAUGUCCUGCUGCACCGGCGGCACAUGCCGCCCGGGGGGGCUUUGGACCAGCCGGCCGCCGGCCUGGCCGCCGGGGGGGCCUACCCUCGCCAGCGCCAGUCGUCCCUCUGGCCCGGGGGCGAGCUGCAGGACGGCCUGCCCAGCCCGGAGGCACGGGCGACCGGCCCCUUGAAGCGCCGGCUGCCCCGGCGCCUCCUCCGGCGCAGCAACUCCUCCCUGCACCAGCGCCCGGCGGCCGAGAACGGGGCACUCAGCCGCUUCAGCUCGGCCUCCAGCCUCGGCCAUGCGGCCGACAACAUCUACCAGCAAAUAUACUCCCGGCAGAUGCUGUCCACCACCGGCGGCCUGGUGGGGGGCUCGGCCGCGCGAGGCCGGCCCAGCGGCCAGGCCCGGGCCGCCCUGGCCCUGCGCCGGUACCAGCAGCACGCCGGCGGGCUGGACCCCGAGUCGCUGGAGGCGGCGGCCGUGGCGGCCGAGGUGGCGGCCGAUGCCGCCGUCGCCGCCGCCGGCCACGGCCUCGGCCCCGACCCGGGCCCCGGCCGCAAGCGCCCCAACCCCCUGCACCAACGUAGCCGCCUGCGAAAUAUGAUCCCCCUGAAGCCGGCGCGCCGGGGGUCGGCCGGCGCGCCGGCCGGCGACCCGCCGCCCCGCUGGCAUCGGCGCCGGUCGCUCGACCGAUCGGCCUCCGGCCCCAUGGGCCCGGACCGGCAGUCCGAUGGCGGUCCCAGCCCCGGCCGCAGUGGCAGCCGCAGCCGCAGCCGCAGUCGCCAUUCGAGCCCGGACCGCGCGCGCCAGCCUGGCCGCCGGGCCUCGCCAUCCCGGUACGAUGGGGCGCUGGAGGGACACCUGGCCGGGCAGGCGGGCCACCGGCCGGGCCAUGAUGCCGAGGCCCGGCACGCCGAGAAGCCCACCUGGCUGCGGCGCCUGAAGCGCCAGCUGGUCCUGGAGCGGCGGUUCCCGGCCACCCUGGAGCCGAUCGCCCUGGCGGCGCUGAUGUCCUCGCCGCCGGGGCCUGGGGCCGGCGGGGCCCGCGCCACGGCGGCCAGCGGCCGCCGCGCCUCCCCGAUGGCGGCCAACCCGUCGGACUGCCUGCUGGGCCUGCCCGGCGCCGGGCGCCUGUCCAAGCGGAAUUCCCUGCUGGUGGAGGCCGGGCGCUUGGCCACCGGGCCGAUGGCCGAGCCCGGCAUGGCAGGCCGCUUCCCCGCCGCCGGGGGGGGGACCCCCCGCCGGGGCAGCGCCGCCAUGGGCCCGGCCGCCGGCGACCCGGCGCACGACUACCCGGUCCCCCCCUCGGACCAGGGCCCGGGCUUCGAUGCGGUUCUCCAGGCGGCCGCCGACAGCCAGCGCCAGGUCCCGGACCUGGAGGCCGACCUGGAGGCAGGGCUGGACCACCAGGCCGAUGACGCCGGCGGCCCCGGGGCCGCCGGCGGCAACAUCGCCCAGUUCUCGUGGGCCAACUUUUGGCACGCACAGCGCCGGGCCUCCUCCUCCACGAGCAACAUCUCCGGUGACAGCCCGCCCGAGCAGGCGGAGUCCUCCUCCGGCGGCGGGUCAAACUCCGAAACCGACCUCUUCACCCGGGUCCGCACGACCCAGCAGCAGGCGGCCCAGGCGGCGGCCGUGGCCGCGCGCCCGGAGGGCAGCACAUCGCCCGGCCCCGGGUCAUCCGGCCUCCUCGCCGGGCCGGGCCUCUCGCGUCCGGAGUCCACACUGCUGACCGGCGAGCGGUCGGGCAACAUGGCCCACGGGCGCCGGCGAUCCCUCCGCCCGGGGGCCGGACCCGGCGGCGCUUCAGCCACCACCAGUGGCGCCGGAUCCUCCGGUCAAGCAAGCGGCGACUCGGCCGACAGUACGGCCGAGGGGGCCCCGCCGGGCCCGGCCAUCGGCGGCGGCGGCGGCGGCGGCGGCGGCAUCCUAACCAGGCUCGGCCUCAGCCGCCGGCCAUCGCAAAACAUCAAUCUCUCGGCCCUGGACGGCGCGCAGGGCAAGGGCCCGGCCCCGGGCACCGCCCCCGGGGGGGGGCCCCUGUGCAGCGCCCACCUGGAGGAGCGUGAGGAUCCGGCCGACCCCCCGGCCGAGGGGCUGGAUGAGGCGGAGCAACAGGCGGAAAGCGCGCACGAGCUCUUCCUGCGGGAGCUUCGGAUGCCGGUCAGCCGCCUGCUGCUGAUGGCCAUCCACCUGCAGAAUACCAUCGUCAACUUCGGGUCCAAGCACCGGCGCGACUUCCAGGUGAAGGCUGGCUUGCACGUCGGCCCACUCAUUGCCGGGGUCAUCGGCACGGACAAGUUCGCCUACGACGUGUGGGGCGACACGGUCAAUGUGGCCUCACGUAUGGAGUCCACCAGCCACGAGGGCCGGGUGCAGGUCACCCGCGCGGUCAUCGAGGCCGCGCCUAGCAUGUUCAACUUCGAGCUGCGCGGCAACAUCCAACUCAAGGGCAAGGGCCGCAUGCGGACAUACUUCCUGCGGGAUGUCAUCGCCGACCGCAAGCAGUAUUGGCUCACCGACAUGCCGGCCCUCAGCCACUCGCUGUCGGCCCCGACCGACCUCUUUGGCGAGGAGGCCGCCAGGCCGCCGGCCGGGGCCGACCUCUCGACCCCGCGCUUCACCACGGUCCCCUACACGGGGUGGCGGUCGCGGUACACCGCCCCCCCGGGCCGCGAGGCCCAGGCCAAGGUGGAGCCGGCUUCGCGCGACCAGCCGCCCGACCGGGACCCGGAGGUGCCGCCCUACCACGGGGCCAGCCCGCUGGAGGGCCGCCGCUUGCAACCGAACAUCCCGCCCGGGACCGGCGUCAACCCCGGGACCCCCCUGCUGGAGGUCUUCCCCCUGGCGGACACGCGCAAAGAUGCCGUUCUGCUGAAUGCCCAAACUAUACCCCCGGGCCAGGCCACCGGCACUCUGCCGCCCAAGCGCAUGUAUUACCCCCGUGCCCUGGGGCUGGAGGGGGUGCAAUUCCGCGACGGCGGCGCGGCGUCCAUCGCCCUGCGCGCGUGGGCCACCCAGCCGCUGCUGGCCAUGGUCACCCUGCAGGAGACCUUGGAGAAGAUCGAGAAGUGCGGACCAUGA